AUGAGUCAAAAGUUGUGGUUGUUCACCAACAAUACCAAGCGCAUUGGCAUUCACAGCCAUAAAUUAAGACCAAAGGAUAUAUGCUAAAUGAGCUUGGGACUGUUGGUGCAACCAUCACAACUUAGGGUUCGGUGAUAAGUAACCAAAUCUUGACCUUUUGUGGCCAAUUUUAGAGUUUCACGAGCGAAUAAAAAUGUAGACUUGUCAAUCAAUAGAGACCUGAUCUCCAGUAGAAUCUUUUGUUUUCUUCAGUGUUUUGAUUUAUUUAGUAUGUAUUUUGAUUCUAAUCUUUUGAAAUAAUAAAUCUCCUUUUUUUUUCUUCUAAUUUCUUGUCUCAUGCCGCUAGUAUGAUCUUCCAACCAAUUCUUUUUUCCUUUUUCUUUUUCAGACUCUGGUUUCAAGUCCAGUGGUACUUAGAACCCACAUGAAGAAGAGAAAUGUACCAAGCUGUAAUGUUAUCAAAGCUCUUAUGCCCAAAAGGAUUGAUCAAAAGUGAACUCAUGUAAGUUGGUCUGGGGAAGUUGGGAGUUCAUGCCUCAACUACUGUUGCAGCUGCUUGCUAUUCUACUUGUUGGCCGCUGUCUUUUCCUAGAACGAGAAACUCUAACCUUGUUGUCCUGCAUAAAGCUCAUGGGAACAACCCUUCCAACUCAGUCCUUCAGACCGAAUUUUAAUAAGAGGUUUCAGAAACGUUACGUUUCAUAACCCUCUCUUUUUACAAAAUGUGAGGCCGGUUCAAUUGGAUUGGAAUAAACGAAGACCGGUUUGUAAAUAGAACCAGUUUACAAAUGUUUAGCACAAUUCAAUUUCGAAAUUAGGAUAUUGCGCCUUAAAGGGCCUAAAAACCCUAAAAAUCUCGUUUUUUUUUUUUGUUGUUGUUAUCUAUCUCCCCAUCCAUCCCCAAUUACUACUGUGUUCUUCCUUCUCUUCUGCUUCUUUUGAGAUUUAGGCAAUUUCGUAGUUUGAGAUAUAUAUAUAAUCUUCAAUCCUCUCUGCAUCAAUUCUCUAGUAAGAAGACUUAGAACUUAAGAAAAGCUUAUGGAUCCGAUCGAAUCUGUGAAACAAGCGAACAAGAAGAUGGAGGAGGAGAGGAAGCCGAAAGUGUCUUUUCCCGAAGCUGUCGCAAAGAUCGAUCCUUCAGAUCUUGCGGCUAACCUUGUCGAUUUAUCGAAAUUGCAUUGGUUUGAACCGGAGGAACAGCUACUGAAAUUUGUCGAGUACCUUGGGAUAACACUUUCCGAUGUGCAAUUUCCAUGGGCCAACAUGUUCAACGACUCUACUUUCCCCAAGCUGAUCCAUCUCAUCCAUGUUCCAUUAUCUCAGGUUCCUCGUCCUGUCUACAAAACAUCAGCGGAUUGGAUCAAACAAGUCUGUAUUACGACACUCGCUGCCUUUGUAAUGUGGGCGUCUAAUCAUAUUCUCACUUGUUUGGAAGAAGCCAAACAACAACAAGCAGAUCAUCCCAAAGGCGCUGGUGGGGAGAUUGAUGCUGCGCAACAACAACCUCCUCCUAAAUCCAAAUCUAAGGUAGCAAUAUUUGUUGCAUUAGCAAUGGUAUUGCGUAAGAAGCCUAAAGCUUUGGCUAUUGUAUUGCCGGCUAUGAGGGAUAGGCGUAAGUAUCGGGGACAGGACAAGCUUCCCUUUAUAGUUUGGAUGAUGGCUCAGGCCUCCCGAUAUGAUUUAGCUGUAGGCUUGUUUUCAUGGGUGCGUAACUUGUUACCACUAGUCGGUACCUACUCUCCUCAGUCAACAGAUCUCAUCAUGCAGUUGGUUAAGAAAAUUUUGUCGAAUCCAAAAGCUCGGGCUAUACUUGUAAAUGGAUCUGUUGCAGAGAGAUCACCACGGGUGAUUCCACCUCCUUCAUUUGAGAUCUUGCUAAGGCUUACUUUCCCUGUUUCUUCCGCAAGAGUAAAGGCUACAGAGAGGUUUGAAGCAAUUUAUCCCUUGUUGAAGGAUGUGGCUCUUGCCGGUAUACGAGGAAGCAAAUUAAUGAAACAAGUCACUGAACAAAUGUUCACUCUUUCUUUGAAAUUAGCUGGGGAAGAAGGAAACCCUCCUUUAGCCAAGGAAGCUACAACAAUCGCUAUCUGGUCUUUGACGGAAAAUGUAGAUUGCUGCAAGCUCUGGGAAAGGCUUUAUUAUACGAAUAAAGAAGCUAGUGGUGCUCUUCUUAAAAGGCUUGUAGGCGAAUGGAAGGAUCAUUACCUCAAACUAUCAUCAUCUCCGAGUGAUAAACUCACUCUCAGUAGAACUAUGUUGAGCUUCAUGCCGAUGGUACUCUUAAGGAAAAAGCCAUCACCGAAGGAGGAGAAGCCAAUGGUUCUCUUUACAAAGAAGCUUACAAGUCCUGCAAAGUGAUCUCGGAAAGACUCUCCCGUGGAAGUGGCUGCCUCAAAGAAGCUGGUGAAUUCAUGGGAAUACUUCAACGUAAUCAUCAAAGCUUUGACGAACUAAGAGAGAAAUAUCAUUGUCCUUGCGUUGCUUUAAA
Molecule: messenger RNA, 2488 nt
Organism: Camelina sativa (false flax)
Lineage: Eukaryota; Viridiplantae; Streptophyta; Magnoliopsida; Brassicales; Brassicaceae
Source: RefSeq, a predicted model, not a curated record